AUGCAGCCAUCCUGCUUGCCUCGUUGUGAGCAUGCCCGUGAGAAGUUGAGCCGCGCCUGCUUCUGCCGUUUUGCCCCUGCAGACCCCCUGGGCCUGGGUGUGGACUCGGACCGCCUGAAGUGGUACACCGAGGCGGAGAAGACCAACGGGCGGUGGGCCAUGGCUGCCGUGGCCGGCAUCCUGUUCACCGACGUGCUGGGCAAGCCCAAGUGGUUUGAGGCGGGGGCGCAGGAGUACUGGAUGGACAACAACGCGCUGCUGGCCAUUGAGUUCCUGGUGCUGGGCUUCCUGGAGCUCAAGCGCUUCCAGGGCUGGAAGGAGACCGGCACCUCGGGCUUCCUCAACGCCUUCCCCUUCGACCCCGCCGGCAUGAACUCCCCCUCCAUGGCCACCAAGGAGGUGAAGAACGGCCGCCUCGCCAUGGUCGCCUUCAUCGGCUUCUGCGUGCAGGCAAGCGCGCUUGUGACCCGCGAAGGCCCCGUUGAGGCCCUGCAGAGCCACCUGAGCAGCCCCUUUGAGAACAACUUCAUCGGCUCCAUCGCUGCGCUGCCGUCUGUGAUCGGCAAGUGA
Messenger RNA from Chlorella variabilis, 570 nucleotides. RefSeq lists its product as hypothetical. NCBI's taxonomy places the organism in Eukaryota, Viridiplantae, Chlorophyta, Trebouxiophyceae, Chlorellales, Chlorellaceae. Gene Ontology annotation, cellular component: membrane. Bases 1 to 570 code for a protein of 189 amino acids. The record is from RefSeq and is a predicted model, not a curated record. The transcript is spliced from 4 exons. Gene Ontology annotation, biological process: photosynthesis, light harvesting in photosystem I; response to light stimulus.